This is a messenger RNA of Menidia menidia (Atlantic silverside), 1949 nucleotides long. The record is from the annotation of a GenBank genome assembly. NCBI's taxonomy places the organism in Eukaryota, Metazoa, Chordata, Actinopteri, Atheriniformes, Atherinopsidae.
CUGAAAACUGCUGAUUCAGCGGAGUGGAAACGGGACACCGGCGUGGAGUCAGACUCCGGCAGCCGGUUCGGGCCCGACCUACGACCCAGAAACCCAAAGCCCCGGGAGACCCCCUCCCUUCGGCCCGCCGUCCAGAUCCCAAAAUGGCCGAUGAGGGGAAACCGAAACCUGAGCUCAGCGUGCUGGUUUCAGCUGAAAAAGUCCUCCACCUUUGUGGGCCCGCGAACACUGACGCAGCUGUGCCCUCGGCCUGGAGUCACUGCGUGUCACCGACCUCUUUCCCGAGACGGCCAGCCCGACCACACGCCCACAGGCCUCGGCCAAUCAGCUCCCAGAUUCAGAACGCGUCCGACCGAGGUGGGUGGGCGUUUGGAGGCCCAGACCUGGUCCUCUGGUAUGUGCGAGUUUCCCCUCAACUUUCUCGUGUUUCGCGGCGAGCGGCCACCGGUUCAAGCUAACAGCGAGACGCCGGCGGCCUUGUUUUUCUGCUCGGGUUUCCUCCUCAUGGCUCAUUUCCAUGACGACCCCCUGAUUGGCCGCUUCGCCUCCCCAAGCUCGAAUGUGAUUCGCCCGGAUUUCUGUCCAGCAGAUCCAUCCUCCGCUCUGAUUGGCUGCCGCUCCGCGCUGCAGAGCUGUCUCUUUAUCAAUGCAGACCCUGUUAAAAAUGCUUUACUUUUCCCAAGAAAGGCGGCCAAACGACACGUAACCCACAAAAACCGAUGCCUGUCUGUCUUUCGGGGGGUUCCGAGAUGGAUCGGAGGAGCCUCCAGCGUGGUCGUAGGACACCCGCUGGACACAGUGAAGGUAUUUCAGACCUGGGGGAUGAUGCAUCUACAGGAAGGAGACGGUAAGCACCCCCACCCUCCCCUCAGCUGGGAAUGGAGGUCCAGACCCUCCAGGGGGGGGCGUUUCCCAGAGCCCAGCGGGCCGGAGUCGGGUCAAACUCUGAAGCGGCUGUUCUCCUCUCAGGUGGCCGGCUUCUUUAAGGGCAUGUCUUUCCCGCUGGCCAGCAUCACCGUCUACAACUCGGUUGUGUUUGGCUUCUUCAGCAACGUUCAACGGCUCAUCAGCACCUAUCGCUACGGCGACGGGCGCCACCCCUGCGGGCUGCUGGACCUGACGGUGGCCAGCAUGCUGACGGGGCUGAUGUCCGUGGGGCUGGGGGCGCCGGUGGAUCUGGUCAAGAUCCGCCUGCAGAUGCAGACGCAGCCGGUCCUGGCUGAGAACCUGCACCUGGCGGGGACGGGCCUCCGGCAGUGCUCGCUGCAGCUGACCGGCCGGCGGCCGCACCGCGGCCCCCUGCAGUGCGUCAGCAGCAUCCUGCAGGCCGAGGGCCCCCAGGGGCUGUACCGGGGGGCCGGCGCCAUGGUCCUGAGGGACGUGCCGGGCUACACGCUCUACUUCCUGCCCUACGCCGUGCUCUGCGACCUGCUGAGGCCCGACGGCUCGGCCAGCCCCCACCCCGGCGCCAUCUGGCUGGCCGGAGGACUGGCAGGGUCCAUCUCCUGGGUGACGGCCACGCCGGCCGACGUGGUGAAGAGCCGGAUGCAGGCCGACGCCCAGCUGCAGAGGAAGUACCGGGGAGUGCUCCACUGCAUCGAGGAGAGCUACCGGACGGAGGGGGCACAGGUCUUCUUCAGGGGGGCCUCAGUAAACGCCAUCCGGGGCUUCCCCAUGAGCUCCACCAUGUUCCUGACCUACGAGCUCUCUCUGCAGUUCUUCAGGAGCUUUUAGGACCGCGGUCCAAAAAGGAAACACACUCGGUUUCUUUGGUAAAUGGGAAUGCAUGGGGGUGGAGGGGGGGGCGUUAGUUUCUGUCUGUGAGAGAGGAGACGUCUGGGGCAUUUUUAUUCAGAGCUAAAUGCUGCCAGCAGCAGGAACAAUUCAACUUAAGCUAACCCAGAACCCAGAAGGAGGGGGGGGGGCUCAGGUUUGGAAACUAAACUCGG